CUGGGCAGCGAUCCGUUUCCAGCUGAGCGUGAUGAGGCUGUAAUUCUCAUGAAGGGAGCGGAUUUGCUCCUCUCUCAUUGGUAUUCCUAGAAUCCACGUCGAGAACCGGCCUGGCCUAUUUUGCAGUGGGCAGAAAGCAUAUGAUGUUAUUUAGCGGGAUUAGGAGGGUUGAGGGAUCCUCAUUUCCUGCGGGGGGAUGCUGAGAUGGUCGGCGCGGGGCAGGACGGCCCAUGGUUCGAUGGCUGACGGGGCUUUUCUUCUCCGUGGAUGCUGCCCGUGGCUGUUCACACCUCGCACACCGCAGAAAAACGUGCCAGCAGACGUAGCAGUUGCCGAAGCAGCAAUAGGAAGAGCUUAGUGGUUGGCACCCCCUCUCCGACCCUCUCGCGGCCUCUCUCCCCUCUCUCCGUGCCAACAGCGGGGAGCAGCCCCUUGGACAGCCCACGCAACUUCUCCGCCAGCACCUCCAUCAACUUCCCCUUCGCCCGCAGCCAUGCUCCUCGGACUGACAGGGCUGAUGGCAGAAGGUGGUCUCUGGCUUCGCUACCCUCCUCUGGCUAUGGGACCAACACCCCCAGCUCCACUGUUUCGUCAUCUUCGUCCUCCCAGGAGCGCCUGCACCAGCUGCCGUACCAGCCCACCCCCGACGAGCUGCAUUUCCUUUCUAAGCAUUUCCGCAGUACGGAGAGUGUCACGGACGAGGAGGGGCGGCACUCGCCCUGCCUGCGCCCACGAUCCAGGAGCCUCAGCCCUGGGCGGACGAGUGGAACGUUCGAUAAUGAGGUUGUGAUGAUGAACCAUGUCUACAAGGAGCGAUUCCCCAAGGCCACAGCCCAAAUGGAAGAGCGUCUGCAGGACACCAUCAGAAACUUCUCUCCAAGCAGCACUCUGCCUCUGGCAGACGGGGUGCUGGGCUUCAUCCACCACCAGAUCAUCGAGCUGGCCCGUGACUGCCUGGCAAAGUCCCAGGGAGCUCUCAUCACCUCCCGCUACUUCAUGGAGCUGCAGGAAAAACUCGAGAAGAUGCUCCGAGAUGCUCAGGAGCGUUCAGAGAGUGAGGAGGUGAAGUUUAUCGACCAGCUGGUGAGGAAGCUGCUGAUCAUCAUCUCCCGUCCUGCUCGCCUUCUGGAGUGCCUGGAGUUUGACCCGGAGGAGUUUUACCAUCUCCUGGAAGCUGCAGAAGGCCAUGCCAAAGUUGGCCAGGGAAUAAAGACCGAUAUUCCCCGAUACAUCAUCAGCCAACUGGGGCUUGUCAAGGACCCACUGGAGGAAAUGGUCCAGCUGGAUCACUUUGACAGCGGGAACACCAUCACACCGGAGAACGAUGAUGCCUGUGAGAGCCAGCCUUUGGUCACUGCUCCUCGGAGGAAGCCCUGCGAGGGAGACUUUGAGACCAUCAAGCUGAUCAGCAACGGGGCUUACGGGGCCGUGUACCUGGUGAGGCACAGGGAGACGCGGCAGCGCUUUGCCUUGAAGAAAAUCAACAAGCAGAACCUCAUCCUGAGGAACCAGAUCCAGCAGGUGUUCGUGGAGAGGGACAUCCUCACCUUCGCGGAGAACCCCUUCGUGGUCAGCAUGUUCUGCUCCUUCGAGACGAAGCGACACCUCUGCAUGGUGAUGGAGUACGUGGAAGGGGGGGAUUGUGCCACGUUGUUGAAGAACAUGGGCCCACUGCCCGUCGACAUGGCGAAGAUGUACUUUGCUGAGACCGUUCUUGCACUGGAGUAUCUCCACAACUACGGCAUCGUCCACCGGGACCUCAAACCCGACAAUUUGCUCAUCACCUCCAUGGGCCACAUAAAGCUGACAGACUUCGGUUUGUCAAAGAUCGGCUUGAUGAACAUGACUACGAACCUCUACGAAGGGCAUAUGGAGAAGGACACGCGGGAAUUCAUGGACAAGCAGGUGUGUGGCACUCCGGAGUACAUCGCCCCAGAAGUCAUCCUCAUACAGGGCUACGGGAAGCCUGUUGACUGGUGGGCCAUGGGCAUCAUCCUCUACGAGUUCCUGGUGGGCUGCGUCCCCUUCUUUGGGGACACCCCUGAGGAGCUCUUCGGGCAGGUCAUCAGUGAUGAAAUUAUGUGGCCAGAAGGAGACGAAGCUCUUCCCGCGGACGCCCAGGACCUGAUCACGCGGUUGCUGAGGCAAUGUCCCCUCGAGCGCUUGGGCACCGGGGGUGCGCACGAGGUGAAGCACCAUUCCUUCUUCCUCCACCUGGACUGGAACGGCUUGCUGCGGCAGAAGGCUGAGUUCAUCCCCCAGCUGGAGUCGGAGGAUGACACCAGCUACUUCGACACUCGCUCCGAGAGAUACCGCCACUUGGAUUCGGAGGAUGAAGAGACCAACGACGAGGAAUCAUCUGUGGAGAUCGGGCAGUUCUCCUCCUGCUCCCAUCGCUUCAGCAAGGUGUACAGCAGCUCUGAAUUCCUGGCGGCUAACUCCAACCUCAGCCUCUCGUCCUCUGACCGCAGUCACAGCGAGGACAAAGAGGAGCGAUGGGACAGGCACUCAGGAGACGAGGACAGGAGCCGGCUGGCGGGCACAGAGCCCCGGCUCCGCUCCUGGACGUCCUGCAGCUCCACGCCGUACACCUCCCGGCAUGAGCGAAGCCGCAGCCCCGCCGCGCUGCCCAGCACCUACAGCCUGGACACCAUGCCCAAGUUUGCCUUCUCCUCGGAGGAUGAAAGCCCUUGCGUGGCAUUUUCCAAGCCAGAGAGACCCAAGUUUGUGCUGGGAGACCCUGACGCAGGGACCGGCGGCGCGGCGAAGCCAGCAGCACUAUCUGCCGAUCUCGUCAGCCUGAACCGCAUCCGCCUCCGGAGCAACAGCACUGGCACCAAAAAUUCCACUCCCCGGGGCCUGGAGCCGGGCGGGAGCCGUCGGCUGAGCAGCCAGAAGGAUGUGCCAGACAGGCAGAGAGCCUCGCCGGGCAGCCGCGUCCCCAAAUCCGCCUCCGUCUCAGCGCUCUCCCUCAUCAUCACCUCAGACGACUUCGGCGGCGGCGCCCUGAUGAGCCCCAUCUCCCCCCACUCCCUCUCGUCCAACCCCUCUUCCCGUGAUUCCUCCCCAAGCCGAGACUCAUCCCUCGCCAUCGCCAGCCUGCGGCCCCCCAUCAUCAUCCACAGCUCGGGCAAGAAGUACGGCUUCACCCUGCGAGCCAUCCGCGUCUACAUGGGGGACAGCGACGUCUAUACCGUUCACCAUAUGGUCUGGAGCGUGGAAGAGGGGAGCCCUGCGCAAGAAGCAGGGCUGAGAGCGGGCGAUCUCAUCACACACGUGAACGGCGAGUCGGUGCUGGGUUUAGUUCACCGGGACGUGGUGGAGCUGCUGUUGAAGAGCGGGAAUAAAGUGGCCCUGCGGACCACUGCCCUGGAGAACACCUCCAUUAAAAUCGGCCCCGCUCGGAAAAACAGCUCCAAGACGAGGAUGGCACGGAGGAGUAAGAAGAGCAGGAAAAGGGACAGCCAGGACAGGAGAAAAUCCCUUUUCAAGAAGAUCUCCAAGCAGUCGUCAGUCCUGCACACCAGCCGCAGCUUCUCCUCCGGUCUCCAUCACUCGCUGUCCUCCAGCGAGAGCCUCCCGGAGUCCCCCACGCACAGCCUGUCCCCGGGUCCCACGACACCCUGCCGCAGCCCCGCUCCCGACCUGCCCCCAGAUGCUGUGUCCCCCCAGAGCACCUCGCCCUCUUCCAGCACCCCGACGUCACCUGCCGGCCACGUGCGCCCCAGCUCCCUGCACGGGCUGGCACCCAAACUGGGUGGGCAACGCUACAAAGUGGGACGCCGCAAAUCCACCAGCAGCAUCCCCCCCUCGCCCCUCGCCUGCACCCCUUCCUCCACCCAGCGCCCACCUUCUCCCCAACGCUCCCCAUCCCCGCUCCCCGGAUACCCCAAAACCCCCCAUUCCUUCCAGGGCAAGACCCUGUCCCCCCCCACCAUCGUCCGGCAGAGCUCACGACCCCGCAGUGCCGACUGUCCCCGUUCCCCCCUCCUCAAACGCGUCCAGUCGGCUGAGAAAAUCGUCACCAUCCUGGCGGAGAAGAAAACCGUCGGCAGCCGCAAGCUGGGGCUGGAGAUGCCUGCGCUGGAUGGGGAGGCCAACGGGGAGGGCGAUGCACUGGCACACCCCGGGGACCACGGUUAUCACCCUGCCAGUUCCCGGCUCGGGGAGAGGCACGACCGGGACCAGGAGAUGGUGGUCAUGCGGCGCUUGAACCUCUCCGAGCGCCGGGACUCCUUCAAGAAACAAGAAGCGGUCCAAGAAGUGAGUUUCGAUGAGCCGGAGCCGGCGCCGGGAAGCGAAGAGGGCGGCAAGAGUGAAGCCGGGCAGGGCGUAGCCCUCCAGGGUGGCUACAAGGCCAGCGUGGAGCCGAAGGCGAAGGCCAGCCCGGUCCCGCAGAUCGCGGUGCAGGGCUCCGAGAGCGACGAGCAGGAGCCGGCGGCGGCCGAGUGGGAGUGCCAGGGCUCCUACCCCAUCGACAGCGCCGAGCGCCCCGACGCCAGCAUCUCCCUGCCGUGGCGGGAUGGAUGCGAGCAUCGG
Molecule: messenger RNA, 4539 nt
Organism: Athene cunicularia (burrowing owl)
Lineage: Eukaryota; Metazoa; Chordata; Aves; Strigiformes; Strigidae
Gene: MAST3
Product: microtubule associated serine/threonine kinase 3
Exons: 27
Biological process (GO): intracellular signal transduction; peptidyl-serine phosphorylation
Molecular function (GO): protein serine/threonine kinase activity; ATP binding; protein binding
Source: RefSeq, a predicted model, not a curated record